Messenger RNA from Elgaria multicarinata webbii, 2483 nucleotides. RefSeq names its product EF-hand domain containing 2 (gene EFHC2). Gene Ontology annotation, molecular function: calcium ion binding; alpha-tubulin binding. Lineage: Eukaryota; Metazoa; Chordata; Lepidosauria; Squamata; Anguidae. Bases 67 to 2307 code for a protein of 746 amino acids. Gene Ontology annotation, cellular component: axoneme; microtubule; mitotic spindle. The record is from RefSeq and is a predicted model, not a curated record. Gene Ontology annotation, biological process: cilium-dependent cell motility; regulation of neuron projection development; mitotic cytokinesis. The transcript is spliced from 15 exons.
GCGACCGACCAGCCGGCCGGGUUCGGGCAGCAACACCAGCCCCGAGGCGGCGGGGCCGGCGCAACCAUGGCGCUACCGCUCUUGCCCGGGAACUCUUUCAACAGGAAUCUAGGGAAAGAAAAGUUCCAUAAAUCUCAACACUGGAGUUACUGCAAUAAGGUUUCUAUGUUGGUGGGUGAAGACAAACCUGGAAUAGGAGGUGAACCCUUGCUUGGACAAAAGCUGAAAUCAAAGUAUAGUGUUUUUCCUAGAGGUGUUGGAAGUGAUGCACCUUCCUGGGUAGCAUUUGAUAAACAGGUAUUGUCUUUUGAUGCUUAUUUUGAUGAAGAAGUUCCUGACAAAAAUCAAGAGCUGUAUAGAAUAAGACACUGUAAAAUAUAUUUCUAUCUGGAAGAUGACACAAUUCAGGUGGUUGAACCCCAGGUGAAGAAUAGUGGAAUACCACAAGGAACUCUCCUUCGGCGUCAUCGGAUUCCACUCCCGCCUCCUAAUGAAGAUCAGUUCUAUACUGUAGAUUAUUUCAACCUCGACACAGAUCUCAUUUUUUAUGGUCGAAGAUAUAGGAUUAUAGAUUGUGAUCAAUUCACCAAAAAUUUUUUGAGGAAGAUGGGAGUCAGAUUAAAUCCUUCAGUAAAUCGUCCAGAUGAUCCCUAUACCAAAGAACGUCAAAAGUUGAUAGAUAGUAUGACACCUUUGCGUCCGUAUGAGCGUUUUGAUACACUUCAGCAGUUUCUGGAGCAUGAUGGACAUGUUUUACGUUUUUAUGGUUUUUGGGAUGACACUGAAACAAUGUUUGGGGAUGUCCGAGAAGUGGUGCUACAUUAUUUUUUGGCCGAUGACACCAUUGAAAUGAAAGAAGUGAUACCAGUAAAUUCAGGUCGGGAUGCUGUACCUCUGUUCCUCAAUAGGCAGAAGCUACCAAAGUAUGCUCCAGUUGGACUGUACCAGCCUGGUACAAUCACAGAUCGGACCGUCCUGAAUGUGUUUGGAGGACUAGUAGGGAAUAAAGGCCGUUACAUUCUGGACAAUCGUAAGACAGGAGCUGUACAUCAGGAAUUUUAUAAAGACUGUGACCUGAGAAUAGGGUCAGCGAUCAAUAUUUGGGGAAGAAAGAUAGUUCUCUGCGAUUGUGAUGAAUUUACCAAAGAAUAUUAUAAGACAAAGUAUGGAGUCAAGGACUUUACUCCAAUUCCAUACAAGGCACCACCUCUUCCAAAGGUAGAAAGAGUGGUUCCACCAUACAAUGGAUUUGGCUCUGAAGAGGACUCUCUUUGCUCUUGCAUGAGCUUACUUCCCAAACCACCCCAAAAAGACUUCAAGAAAUUCAUGCAAAAAGACAGACAAGGCCUCGAAAGUAAUAUAUUGCGGUUUCUUGCACAACUUAUUACUACUGAUCCCAUUAACAAAGAUCGGAAGUUCCUUGUUUCUUAUUAUCUGAGUGAUGAUACCAUUGCAGUCUUUGAACCUCCCCAACGGAAUACAGGGGUGAUUGGUGGGAAAUUCCUUGAAAGAAGUCGGGUGAAGAAGCCUGGGCAGGAGCUCUAUAAGAGUGAACUGCCUGAGUACUACACAGCUGAGGAUCUGUAUGUCGGAGCCAAAGUGUGUUUCCAUGGCCACGUCUUUCUUUUGGUGGAUGCUGAUGAAUAUGCUUUCAACUACAUGGAGAAGCAUGCAAAUGAGUUUGCUAUGGGCAAUAUCAACAUAAUUUUGAACAAACUGAAAGUGAUAGGAGAACCUCGGUCAAGAGAGAUUAAGCAGAUUUUUGCAGCUACUGAUCCUCAACACACCACCAUUAUUGAUUAUGAUGAAUUCAGAAAUUUGAUGUUGAAUAUCUCAGACGGGAAAUUGUCAGAACAUGAAAUUAUGACCAUUGGGCGAUAUUACAGUGUAAGAGAUGAGAAUGAGAUGGAUGCCACCUAUCUUCUAGCAGUGUCCCAGGAACAACUCAAGAAAAAUAGCUUUGAGAAUUUUGGCCAACUCUUCGCUUCCUUGGCAUACAGUGACCGGGAGAAAUGUGGACUACUGGCCAGUGACAAGUGCAGGAACGUUUGCAAGUCCUUCAGGCUACCGUUAGCAGAUGAUCUUUUGCGAGCACUAUUGGCUGCGUGUGAAGAUUGCAAAGAACGAGUAAAUUAUAAGAAGUUUGUCGAUGGGCUCAACUGGAGAGAGCAUCCAAUCCCAACUUUCCAAACCAUCUUGAUGCCUCUACAGUAUGAAGAUGAAUGGAGUGGACAGCCACCAACACUUCCAGUGAAAAAAAUCAAGUACUUACCACUAAUAGAAGAUGUCUUUGGCAUCAAAGAUUAGGAUAGUCCACACAUUGCACCUCUUAUGAAUAAAAGUUGUGACUUCCUUUUUCUGGAGAGUUGCUGUACAUUUUUAUUUAAACAAAAUAGAAGAAUCACAGUUGUAGAUUUUUUGGGGGGGGAAUGUAAGUUUUAUUUUUUACUUUAUUGUAGAAAUAUAAUUCGUAUACUUUUGUA